AUGCGCGUCAGGCGGCAGCACCUCCUCUGCCGCGUCAUCUGUGCUGGGAUCAACCCCGUGGACGCGAAGUUCCUCGUCGGGGACAAGCUCCCUCACUGGGCAGGAGAGAUAGGGAGGAGCGUGAUAGAGGGGAGGACCGUUGGCUUCGACUUCUCCGGCAUCGUCGUCGACACGCCGUCCGACUGCAGUCAGUUCAAGGUCGGCGAUCGAGUCUUCGGGAUCCUGCCAGCGGGCCAGGGCACUUUCACUCAGUACGUCCAUGUCCCUAUCGACCAGGUCGCUAUCAAGCCCUCCUCCCUCUCCUUCGCCGAGGCCUCCUCCCUCCCCCUCGUCGGCCUGACGGCCUUGCAAGCGCUGAAGAUCGAUCAUCAUCUCGCCCCGUCGCAGCGGCUCCUGGUCAUCGGAGGGAGCGGCGGGGUUGGGCACGUUGCCAUCCAGGUAGCCAAGGCGAUAGGAGCCAAGGUGACGACGAUCUGCAGUCCGAGCAACACAGACUUCGUGCGGAGUUUGGGAGCUGACAAGGUCAUUGACUACACCAAGGGGAACGAGCACGUGCUGGCAGAGCUGACGGAGGAGGCGAAGGCGAACGGGCCGUUCGACUUGUGCUUCGACACGGUGUCGAGCAAUGAAGCCAAGGACAGGGAGUUCCAAUACAGGCGGAUGAUCACGUCGAAGAACCGCAGCCGUAGCCUGCUGGCGGGCAAGUACGUCACGAUAGGAGGUAGCACGUCGGAGUGGGCAAAGGCUCUGGUCAAGAGAGUGUGCGGUCUGAACCUGUUCGGCAAGGAGGAGCUCUUUUGGGUGUGGUUCCCCAACACCAGGAAAACUUUGGAGGAGCUGGGGGCUCUCGCUGAAUCACGUCAAGUUCGCCCAAAGCUUGCAGAGGUCAUCCCUUUCGAAGAAUCGGCGGUGCGAAACGCGUUUGCGAGGCUACACGGCAGGAGGGUGGUUGGAAAGUUUGCGAUACAGGUAUCUCCUGAAGACUGGAAGCUGGACGCUGAGACAAGCGGAGCUGGCCAGGGAUCCCAGUAG
Messenger RNA from Guillardia theta CCMP2712, 1032 nucleotides. RefSeq lists its product as hypothetical. The record is from RefSeq and is a predicted model, not a curated record. The transcript has a single exon. NCBI's taxonomy places the organism in Eukaryota, Cryptophyceae, Pyrenomonadales, Geminigeraceae. Gene Ontology annotation, molecular function: zinc ion binding; oxidoreductase activity. Bases 1 to 1032 code for a protein of 343 amino acids.